Messenger RNA from Solanum lycopersicum (tomato), 3065 nucleotides. Its product is annotated as serine/arginine-rich splicing factor RS31. Gene Ontology annotation, molecular function: RNA binding. The record is from RefSeq and is a predicted model, not a curated record. Gene Ontology annotation, cellular component: nuclear speck. Gene Ontology annotation, biological process: mRNA splicing, via spliceosome. Lineage: Eukaryota; Viridiplantae; Streptophyta; Magnoliopsida; Solanales; Solanaceae.
CGCGUCUCCGCUUUGCUGUUGCAGUUAGGGUUUCUUCGAGACAAGGUUUAGCAGUCCCCGACAUCUUCUGUUCAGGAAGGAUGAGGCCAAUUUUCUGUGGUAACUUUGAGUUUGAAACCAGACAGCCUGAGCUGGAAAGGCUUUUCAAAAGAUACGGGAAGGUUGAUAGGGUGGAUAUGAAGUCUGGUAAGAUUGUAACACAUGUCAAUUUUCUUUCAUUGCCACUUGUCUUAUUUCUAACCUUGUUCUGUAAAUUUUCCUUUUUUGAAUAUGAUGGACCCUGUUGGCGAGUUUAAGUUGUGGCGAUAACUUGUUACGGACACUAACCCGUGGAUUCAUGGUGUACCAUCUCUGAUAUAAACUUAUAUGUACUUUUGAUUAAUUGCUUGUCUUGUUAGGUGUUAACUACUUGUAUGUGAGGCCUCCCCAAUAAGGUCUUGUUAUUUUCUUUUGUGUAUCUUAGAAGUUGGAAAUGUAAUUCUUAUUUCUUAGUACAUGCUCAUGUUACUGCCGGUGAGUUUCUUCCUGCAGUAGGUACCUGGGUUUGAUUUCAUCUACUAGGGUAGUUGUUUACAUAAACGGAUUCUUUCUUCUGUAUAAUCUUUAUUCCUUGUGUCUUGUUAACUAUGGGCAAUAAGCACUAUUGCAUCAGAUGGUCUGGCCAGGUGUUAUUUUGCCAAUUGUUCAUCAAUCCGAGUAAGACGGAGCCCACCACUAUUGACUACCGGUAAAACUGGGCCAGAUUAUGUGAAGUCCCUGUCUUGCUAUGCUCAGCAUAGCAAGAAACGAUAAAGCUGAUGGUUGCAAAGCGAUUGAGUGAUGAAAUAUGAACAAGGUUAUUGCAUCCCUUGGCCCGCUCUGUGUUUUCAGUGCUCAAAUGACCGCAAAGUGGUUUGAUGUGGAUGCUGCAUUCCCAUCUUUACAUGGUGGCUUUGUUGGAUGGAAGAUCCAGUCAAUUUUAUUUGGCUCAACAGCAGAAAUUUUGUUGAGUUUUGGAUAACAUUGCAAUGUCCAUACCCAUUGCUGAUGGACGGUGUCUAUUUCAUGUCCUGACCGUGACAAGUUUCUCUUCUUGUUUCAACAAGAGCUCUCUGAUCCAUCAUGGCAUCACAAUUACAUAUUAUUCUCAGUCACUAUUGCCCUCCAUUCCUCGUGAAUUUUGCCCCACCUUCAUUUUCAGACUUGUCACAAUUCCGACCUCGAAGCUGAGGCUGCAGUUUAAAAUGGAGAAGGCACUCUUUAACAUUAUCCCAUGAUGUGACAUCCACCUUUCCCUGGCAUCUUUAGAUCCACCAUUGAAGGUUUUGCUUUUGUUUAUAUGGAUGAUGAAAGAGAUGCAAAGGAUGCUAUUCAGGGGCUUGACCGAAUAGAAUUUGGCAGAAAGGGACGGAGGCUUCGUGUUGAGUGGUCUAAGGAAGAACGGAGCAGGAAGCCUGAGGGUUCUAAAAAAUCUUCAUCAAGCUUCAGAGUUUCCAAGACCUUGUUUGUCAUAAAUUUUGAUCCAUAUAAUACUAGGACAAGGGAUCUGGAAAGGCACUUUGAUCCAUAUGGAAAAAUACUCAAUAUAAGGAUCCGAAGAAAUUUUGGAUUUAUUCAGUUUGAGACACAGGAGGAUGCCACUAGAGCCCUGGAUGCUACAAAUAUGAGUAAGCUGAUGGACCGAGUUAUCACUGUGGAGUAUGCAAUCAGAGAUGAUGAUGAUAGGAAAAAUGGAUAUGGUCCUGGUAAAACCUAUAAUCAAUCACCCAGAAGAGGUUAUGACCGUGGUCGAUCUCGUAGUCCACGUGGAAGAGAUAGGCUGAGUCCAGACUAUGGUCGUGGCCGAGAUCGGCCUAGUCCAGACUAUGGUCGUGGUCGAGAUCGGCCAAGUCCAGACUAUGGUCGUGGUCGAGAUAGGCCUAUUUCUGACUUCGAUCGCGGUAGAGAUCGGCCAAAUUCUGACUUUGGUCGUGGUAGAGAUCAGCUAAGUCCUGACUAUGGUCGUGGCCCUAGUCGAAGUCCUAAGCACAGGGAAGGGAAUUCUGAGUAUGGCCGUGGCCAUAGUCCAGCUGUAGGAAAGGAGAGAAAUCCUGGUCAUGGGAAUGUUCGUAGCCCUAGCCCUCGUAGGGAAAGAACAGGUCCAGGAAAUGGUCUUAUGAGCAGUCCACUGAACAUAAGUCCUGGUUAUGGUGAUGGACCCAGUCCUAGUGCUCAGAGGGAGAGGAGAGAUAAAUAUAGCCCGGAUGGUCAUAAUCGUGGCAGCAGCCCAGGUCCUAAACCUGAACCAGUAGGAAGUCCUGUACGUGAUGGUAGGGGAAGUUCAGAGUGAUGCAGGAGUCGUUCGCCUCCAGCUCGGGAAAGAUCGCGCUCCUGAUUUGCUUGAAGCUGUUUUUAUACUUGGAAGUAAUAUCUGUAGGAUGGUUAUGUUGAAAGUGGUGCUGUAGAAUUACACCUUGAAGUUGCUUGGAAUAUCAAAGUACGUAGCAUGUGGGUUUUAGAACCAAUGUAAUAUACCUUGGGAGAUGGUUUUUGCUCUUGGAAGUGAUUUAGAACUGGUACCGUGUAUCUGUGUUGUUUACUUGAUACACCCUUUUCCAUUGGAUACUGAUCUGGAUAAGACAUGGGCCGUGGAAGUGAUUUAGAACUGAUAGCGUGUAUCUGUGUGUUUACUUGAUACACCCUUUUCCAUUUGAUACUGAUCUGGUAAGACAUGGGCCAUAUAUAGUUUUUGCUGGUGGAAGUGAUUUAGAACUGCUACCGUGUAUCUGUGUUGUUUACCUGGUACACUCUUUUCCAUUUGAUACUGAUCUGGUAAGACUUGGGGGCCAUAUCAAUUCUUUCCUUGGCUUCAGCGACAAAUUUUGUGUCAAUGUGAUGAUCAAUGUAUUGUGCACUCAAGUAUGUGGCCUAGUGGUCAAUGAAGUAGUUGUUAGGUAUCUGGUGUUGGUGGGAGAUGUCAAAGUAUCCGGUGGAAUUAGUAAACUAAUCUUUAAUAUUGAUUAAGUAUGAGUUAAUAUACUACAGGACAAUUUUUAGAGUUUGCAAUAGUGAGUUUUGUUAUUGUAUUGUAGGUAGAUAUAUUAUUA